AUGUCUGGUAUAGCAAAUUUUAUUUUGGCAUUCGAGCCAGAGCGGGAGCCGUUUAAAAAUUAUUUAGACCGAUUAGAAGCACAGUUAACCGUGCUAAAAGUCAAAGAGGCAGAUAAGGCAAAUUAUUUAAUUGCAUAUAUUGGUCCUGAAACGUAUAAUCAUUUGAAAGUAGCAUGUUUGCCAGACGAACCGGGUGAUAAAGUCUAUGAUGAAUUAAUCACUAUCCUUGAAGGAAUUUUCUCUCCGCGUCGAUUAGUAGUGAGUGAACGAUUUAAAUUUAAUCAACGUGUUCAACGGGCAGGUGAAUCUAUCAAAGAAUUCAUAGAUAAUUUAAAAAAUUUAGCAAACUUUUGCGAAUUCGACGAUACGUUGCGGGAUCGUCUUAUUGUUGGUCUGAAGGAUGAAUCAAUACAACGCAAAUUACUUGCUGAGAAGACUUUAAAGUUUGAAAAAGCAUGUAAAAUCGCCUUAAAUUCCGAAUUAUUCGGUAAUCAAACUAGCCAAAUAAACCAGUGUUAUUCGCAAAUUAAUGCGGUUACUAAAUUAUACGUGAAAUUUAAGAAAAACACAAAUAAUCCCACGACGGUGUUUAAUAAAAAUAUAAACAAGUUCCAAGGGAAAAAUAGUAAAUUUAGUAGUCGAAGUGGUCCAUCAAAUCAAAAUUACGUCAGGGAUCCGCCGCAGAAUCAGUCAUCUCAAAUUAAUGAUAACUGUGUUCCAAGAUUUCAUAGAGCAUAUCAAUUACCAUAUGCACUUAGAUCAAAAGUAGAAGAUGAAUUAAGCCAUUUAAAAUGCAAAAAUAAAAUUUUUAAAGUAGUAAGUAGUGAGUGGGCAUUACCUAUAGUAGUAGUACCAAAAAAUAAUGGUAAGAUUCGUAUUUGUGUUGAUUUUAAGAUUACUGUAAAUCCAGCUUUAAGAGUGGACCAACACCCACUUCCUAGAGUUGAAGAGGUAUUCAAUGAGAUAUGUAAUUUUAAAGUAUUUACUGUGGUGGAUCUAUCUGAUGCUUAUUUGCAGCUAAAAGUUGCACCUAGUAGUCUCGCGAUGCUAACGAUUAACACAUAUAAAGGCCUGUAUCAAUAUAAUAGGUUAUGCUAUGGUGUUGCGUCAGCACCGGCUAAAUUUCAAGCAACAAUGGAAAAUUUAUUGUUAGAUAUUCCUAAUGUAUAA
Molecule: messenger RNA, 1170 nt
Organism: Daktulosphaira vitifoliae (grape phylloxera)
Lineage: Eukaryota; Metazoa; Arthropoda; Insecta; Hemiptera; Phylloxeridae
Exons: 2
Coding region: 1-1170 (389 amino acids)
Source: RefSeq, a predicted model, not a curated record